AUGCCUGGAGAGGCUGGAACGCAAAGCUCGCUGUUGCGUCACAGGCCAUCACAAAAUGUCCAUUAUAUGUCAAUUCCCGUUAACAGAGCGUCUCAGGCAUCCUCACCUGAGGACCCGGGCGCCUUUUGCGAUAACGCAAGGAGACAGUCCAUUUUGGACCAUCCCAUAGGCUCAUUUCGUGGAGUGAACUCCUUAGGUCGAUUCGCUUCGUCUUUGAGAAGAGCUAAUUCAUUUAUGAACAUCGAGGUUAACACGGAUAAAGAGCGGUCUUUCCUCAAAGAUGGUCAAGAUGCACUUUAUGAUCCAAACACUUUGGCCCCAUCUGCCGAUGGCAGGCGACUUUCUAUAGCCCUCACCUCAGGCAGAGGUGUAUCUGUGCGGCCGUCUGUUACUGACCUAACAAGUGGUCGAUUUGACGGGAGUGCAUUUGCCGACGACCAAGACAGUUCCUCGGCUGUUAGAAGUGUCAUUUCUAGUGACCAAUUGAUCUCUCGUCGCCCAACCUUGUGUUUCAAUGACUUUAACAAUGCGAUAGAUCCCGACACAGAGUCAAUAAUGUUGAAGCAAGUUGAAAGAAAAGAUGGUAAAAUAGUAACCUUGUUAGCGGGCCAAUCAACGGGGCCUCAAACUAUCUUCAAUUCGGUCAAUGUUUUGAUUGGUAUAGGGCUAUUCGCACUGCCUUUGGGAAUGAAAUACGCUGGAUUUGUUGCGGGUGCCAUACUAUUGUUCGUUUUCGCAGGUGCUACUUUUUGCAGUGCUGAAUUGCUAUCCCGCUGUCUUGAUACCGAUCCAACCAUGAUAUCAUAUGGCGAUUUGGGCGCGGCAGCGUUCGGACCAAAAGGUCGCGCGCUAGUUUCAUUCCUUUUUACCUUGGAUCUUCUAGGCUCUGGCGUCGCUUUGAUAAUUAUUUUUGGGGACUCGCUCAAUGCUCUAUUCCCAAAAUACUCUGUCAACUUUUUCAAGCUUGUGGCCUUUUUCGCUAUUACCCCUCAGGCUUUUAUGCCAUUGAGCGUCCUCUCAAACGUCUCUCUAUUGGGUAUAGCUUCUACUUUGGGAACGGUGUUUUGCAUUAUUUUCUGUGGAUUAUACAAGUCUUCAUCUCCAGGUUCCCUUUUAAAUCCAGCCAGCACGUCUCUUUGGCCUGAAAACUUUAAGGGGUUUUGCCUUUCGAUUGGUUUACUCAGCGCUUGCUGGGGGGGCCACGCUGUGUUUCCGAACUUGAAAAGCGACAUGAGACAUCCCGCUAAAUUCAAAAAGUGUCUGGUGACCACCUAUUCAAUCACCGCUACUGCUGACAUUGCAACGGCCAUAGUUGGAUUCCUCAUGUUUGGUACUGACGUCAAGGAUGAGGUGACAAAGAGCCUUUUGCUUACUGAAGGGUACCCUCACUACGCAUAUGUCGCCAUUUCUGCGCUAAUGGCUUUGAUACCCGUUGCGAAAGCGCCUUUAUGUGCCCGUCCUAUCGCAUCGGUUUUUAAUGUCUUGAUGGGUGUGUCGCAGGAAGACACAAAUGUUGAAGGCGCCAAAUAUCAUUUUAAGAAGAUCGUGUGUGCCUUUAAUGCGCUUCUUGUCAAUGUGUUAUUUGUAGCAAUAGGAAUCAAGUUCCCAGAGUUCGACAAGUUUAUCGCGUUUCUUGGCGCAGGUCUGUGUUUUGCGAUUUGCCUAAUUUUACCAUGCCUUUUUUACAUGAAGUUAUGUGCAGACUCUAUCAAGCCAUGGGAGAGGAAAGCUUGUAUAUUUACAAUCUUAUUGAGCACUGUGUUCUCUAUUUUAGGUGUCGGAGCAGCUUUAGUAACCUGA
Messenger RNA from Lachancea thermotolerans CBS 6340, 1800 nucleotides. RefSeq names its product Avt1p (gene AVT1). The transcript has a single exon. The coding region runs from base 1 to 1800 and encodes 599 amino acids. Gene Ontology annotation, molecular function: amino acid transmembrane transporter activity. Gene Ontology annotation, biological process: amino acid transmembrane transport. NCBI's taxonomy places the organism in Eukaryota, Fungi, Ascomycota, Saccharomycetes, Saccharomycetales, Saccharomycetaceae. Gene Ontology annotation, cellular component: vacuolar membrane. The record is from RefSeq and is a predicted model, not a curated record.